Molecule: messenger RNA, 2730 nt
Organism: Laetiporus sulphureus 93-53
Lineage: Eukaryota; Fungi; Basidiomycota; Agaricomycetes; Polyporales; Laetiporaceae
Product: PSP1-domain-containing protein
Exons: 5
Coding region: 174-2267 (697 amino acids)
Cellular component (GO): cytoplasm
Source: RefSeq, a predicted model, not a curated record
CUUCUGACCGCAUCUAUAAUACUGACGACUGUAGAGGCCCGUGUCUUGCCAGCGGCGAGAGGAGCACGGUAAUAAACUAGAUCCAUCCACCGUCCCCGACAGCAUCAGCAGCCGUGGCGUCCGCACAGACUCUCGCUCAACUCCGCUCUCUCGGCCUUCCAUCAGCCGCUACCAUGCAGCAGUACAUUUCCGACGAUGCUGAUCGCCAGAAUCGGUUCCUGUCCGACCAUGGCACAGAAACGCCCAACAGCCUCCGUGAACGCGCCGCGAGCCAGCCCCCGAGGACAUCCAGCCAUGCGUUCUUCUCUUCUCCAAUGCAGCCUACGAGAAACCCUUCUGGCGGCGUCUGGCCUCGUCUCUCAGGCUUGAACCCUAACAAUAUCAAUGGUGCUCUUCCUCAAAGCGUUCCCACGCGCCACGCUUCCUUCUCUUCCUCUCCUCCUGCCAACUCGCUCACCUCUGUCAUGCGCGAGUCUCGCUUUGCGUCCACGUUUGAGGAUGACGAGUCCGAGGCGCUUUCCGACAUUCAAGACGCAUACAGCGCGGAUCCGUACGAUCCUUACGACGACAGGUUCAACCGCCCUUCCUACCAGAGCUCGCGCGGCCGCACGUAUGCAAUCGACCUCACACGCAGCAGGUCGCAGUCCCUCGCUACCUCUCGGCCGGGCGCCAUAGGCAGCGGUCUCCCUCACGGUUCUUCCAGCCUAUGGAAUGACUCCGUUCUUUCUAACGCGAAGAACAUCCCAACCUCUCGGUACAACGGCGAACUCAAACCACCUGGAAGUAGCCGAUACGGUUCCCUCGGUGCAAUUGCCAGGUCAUCUUCCACUGGAUACGGGUCGAUCACGGAUCCCUCGAAUAUGAGCCCCUUCGUUCGAGAUGUGGGCCAGAUCCUUCUCGAUGAUGGAUCCGCCUUCCGCGAGCUCUGGGCAGGGAUGAAUCCCCCGCGAGAUGAAAACGGCGGCGGCGGUAGUGGAACUACCAGCCGGCGUCAUAGCGUAAGCGUGGUGCAGUCGCGAAGGCCGACUAUAGUUGGAUUCAAUGCCCCAGCUGCGAAUGGGGGCGAUGGUCCGGAGGAGAUGAAUCGCCCUGGGCCCUUCCACUCUGCUACCUUCGCCGGCGGAGGGGGACUCAUGAUCUCUGACGACGAGCUCGCAAGCGACCUUAACAUGCUCAGCUUCCGAGACGACGCUUCACGCGAUACCACCAACGCCCGCUCGCCGCCAUCUACCCUAUCGAUGCAACCCCCAAGCCAGCCGUCUUCGCUCCCGAUCUACGCACCUCUCUCGCGCAGUCCGCCCUCAGCGCGGGAGCGCCUUUCGCCGUACCAGCCGCUGCACCUCAACAUACCCAGUGGCUCCUUUGCAUCUCGCCAGCCGACCGGCUCGCCAAGCGACAGCGGACUCUCAGGCGGGAGUCCUUCGCGUGGUGGGCACGUUGACAGUUAUGUGCAGGAGGGCAUCGCGUUCGGCGGUGCGCGCCAGGCGCGGUUCGUCCCGGGCCAGGGCAUACAGCACAUUCCCGAGCAAUCCGUGCUACCGUCACCGCUUUCCCCCGUAGGCGUGCGCUCGAACGGACACUACGGGCAAGGCCCCACUCACGCACUCGGUCACCCGCACUCGCCGCAGAUGCAGCGGCGUCCUUCGGAUGCGAACAAGACGUUGAAUGACCUGGGCAAGGGCGUGCCGCUGCACUCGGUGCCGACGUCGUGGCCAUUGUUCAUCGUCGAGUUCAAGGCAGGGCGGACAGACUUGUUUUACUCCACCGACCUCACGCAGGAUCACAUCCGUGUGGGCGACCUCGUCAUCGUGGAGGCGGACCGUGGAAAGGACUUGGGCACGGUCAUCAACGACACCAUAACGCUCGCAGAGGUAGAGGCGUUCCAAAAACAGCAGAAGCUGAUGAAUAUUGGGUAUGCGGACGCGCAUGGCGUGCCGACGAGCCCGAGUGGAAGUGGCCCGAGCGGGAAGGAGAUCAACCCGAAGGUCAUUUUCGGAAAGGCGACAGCGGCGGAUAUCCAGACGCUCGCCAUCAAGUCACAGGAUGAAAACAAGGCACUGGAGCUGUGCCGUAGCAAAGUGCGACAACGUAAGCUUCCGAUGGAGGUUGUCGACGCAGAAUACCAAUGGGACCGUCGGAAGCUCACAUUCUACUUUGUCGCUGAGAAACGGAUCGAUUUCCGCGAACUCGUGCGGGAACUGUUCCGUCUGUACAAGACUCGAAUUUGGAUGGCCUCUCUCGGCGGCGCCGGAGGCUAUGAGCAAUGAUUCUCUUGUAUGUCAACGUCAUGACCCGCCCGCUCUCGCGGCGAUGACCGACUGAUCACCCUACUCACGUUCCUCAAGACAAUUGACCUGUUCAAUUCAAGCGCAUUUAGAUAUGCAUAUAUCGUAGUUGGGUUAUACCUCUUCUCGCUCUCCGUCUCUUUGUUCCAUUACCACGUCUAGUGCUACUGUUUGCUGUCGUGUUGUACGCUACCGAGUCGAAAGCCCAAGCCCCAAGAGGACCUCUGUGAUUUGUUUUCCAGAUACAGCCCAUCUUCACCCGUAUUCCCCUCUACACAUCCAAUGCUAUACUGUACAUUAGUUUCCCCGCCGUAUCUGCGUGUCUCUCUGCUCGAUAUACAUCUUACCCCAUUCCUAUACGGGCCAUGGCGCCGGUAGAGUGGGAGCGACGGACAUUGCAGCAGUGCGUGCGUUCGUGCGGACCUGUCCAGUAGUGCGGAGUCUC